Trichosurus vulpecula (common brushtail) is the source of this 939-nucleotide messenger RNA. Its product is annotated as tryptase-like. The record is from RefSeq and is a predicted model, not a curated record. The transcript has 7 exons. Gene Ontology annotation, molecular function: serine-type endopeptidase activity. Gene Ontology annotation, biological process: proteolysis. The coding region runs from base 1 to 939 and encodes 312 amino acids. Lineage: Eukaryota; Metazoa; Chordata; Mammalia; Diprotodontia; Phalangeridae.
AUGGUAUCAGAACAAGAGGGGGAUCAGGAAAUCUCAGAGUUGGUGCCCUAUAGUGGCAUGAAGCAAGUGUGGGGCUGCCUGGAGCUGUUUCUGUUGUUCCUGACUCUUCCCCUUCUGGGGACCUCAGCCCCUAUGCCCCAAGGACUGCAGAGUCUUCUUCGACCACCUCAAGUCUAUUGGAGGGCGAGAGCUGGCAUCGCUGGGGGUGAGGAAGCCCCAGAAAAGGAGUGGCCGUGGCAGGUCAGCCUGAGGAUGAAGUACAAGAGGGAGGAAUAUGUAUUAUGGAAGCAUAUCUGUGGUGGCUCGCUUAUCAACCCCCAGUGGAUAUUGACUGCAGCAUCCUGCUUUCCAAAUAUCAAACAGGCGCCUUCAAGCUAUAGGAUCCAACUAAGGCAGCAACAUCUGUACUAUGAAGACAACUUGCUGCUGAUAUCCGAGAUUGUGGUCCACUCCAACUUCACCUUUAAGAUUAAAGGUGCUGACAUCGCCUUGAUAAAGCUGCAGGAGCCUGUCCAGUUUUCCAGCCAAGUCCAGCCUAUCAAGCUUCCUGCUGCCUCACAGGACUUCUCCAACACAGAGUGCUGGGUGACCGGCUGGGGGUAUAUCAGUAUUAAAGAGAGUCUGCCCCCUCCAUUCGGCUUGAGGCAAUUGCAAGUCUCUGUUUUGGACAAUCAUGACUGUGACCAGCUUUACCACAAGUUUUCUAUCGUUGCUGAGUCCAUAAGGAUGAUUCCUGAGGACAUGAUAUGUGCUGGCGAAAGCAACCGUGACAUCUGUGAGGAGGAUUCCGGAGACCCUCUUGUCUGUAAGGUUGAAGACUCUUGGUUUCAGGUUGGGGUGGCAAGCUGGGUAGAGAAGUGUGGCUCUUCUUCCAUACGCCCUGGAGUCUACACAAAUGUCUCAAAAUAUUUGGAUUGGAUCCAGAAGAAAAUUCAGUGA